Messenger RNA from Coccinella septempunctata (seven-spotted ladybird), 1465 nucleotides. RefSeq names its product phenoloxidase-activating factor 1-like. The transcript is spliced from 8 exons. The coding region runs from base 38 to 1402 and encodes 454 amino acids. Gene Ontology annotation, biological process: proteolysis. The record is from RefSeq and is a predicted model, not a curated record. Gene Ontology annotation, molecular function: serine-type endopeptidase activity. NCBI's taxonomy places the organism in Eukaryota, Metazoa, Arthropoda, Insecta, Coleoptera, Coccinellidae.
GCACAUUCUACAGUUUGAGUUCAGUGCUUCGGAACAGAUGAUUGCGUUAUUCCUCAGAAUCAUAAUCUACGUGAUUCUUGUUGUUGGUCACCAUAGGUUGAGCUUCGUUAUUGGCGACAAAGGACACCAUGACAUUGAGUUAGCUACAGAAAAACUUGGCGGGAUCCGUAGAGGUGGCGAAUUUCAUGCGGAGAAUAACACACAAAAUCAGUUAAAAAAAAUAAAUGGAAAAUUUUAUUUCACCCAGACAUUCAAACCCAUAACGAUGGGUUUUAAACAUCAGAAAUUGGUGGAUUUGAAAUACGACACCUUCUUGGAGUCACCCGAAUGUAGAACCCCUAAUAACGAUUCUGGACAUUGUGUUCUGGUGGAGAAUUGUACAGUACUGAAUAAUAUCAAAUAUAAGGACAUUAAUAAACAAUUUCUGAAAGAUUCAAUAUGUCGGGUUGAUGGAAAUGAGGUGAGAUAUUGCUGUGGAAAAUAUGAAAAUUACAAAUACCUAUUACCCAAGCGGCCUCUACCCAAAUCAUGCGGUUACGAACAGAUCAACUUUCUGAAGAAGGGCAAAAUAUUCGGAGGAACUGAGGCCAGACUUGGAGAAUUCCCUUGGUUGGCUAGGAUAAUUCACACAAGUAAUGAAGGAGACAAAUCUGUUGGUUGUGAAGGGUUCUUAAUUCACAAGAGAUUCAUUCUGACCGCAGCCCAUUGCGUAAGAAGUCCCAGGAUUGCUCUUGUCGGAAAUAUCACCGAAAUACAACUCGGAGAACAUAAUACCCAGACCGAGGAAGAUUGCAAUGGUUUGAAGUGUGCCGAUCCUCUCCAAACAAUGAGAGUGAAAAGUAUAAUUCCUCACCCCGAGUACAGGCACAAUUCCAGGAAUCAUCAUUACGACAUCGCUCUCAUAUAUCUGAAGGGGGAGGCGAAAUUCUCCGACUACGUCCAGCCGGUUUGCCUAUUGGAAAAACCAAACACGCCACAAAAAUAUUGGAUUAGUGGGUGGGGAAAAACUGAGAAAGGCAACUAUAGUGAUGUGAAGAUGAAGGUAUCAAUACCACCGUUCGACAUUACGGAAUGCAACAAAAUAUACAGUAAAGUGCGUGUGAAUGUAGGGCAAAGCCAAUUCUGUGCAGGGGGUGAGAAAGGAAAAGAUAGCUGUGUAGGGGAUUCCGGAGGCCCACUCAUGCAACAGAAUGACGAAGGAAGAUGGUUUGCAGUUGGUGUUGUGAGUUAUGGAAUUAGUUGUGGAUUGGAAGGAUGGCCAGGUGUCUAUACCAGCAUUCCAUUUUAUUAUGAUUGGAUUGUUGAAGAAAUCAUUAAGUUGAGAGAACCAGAAUUACUGACCAACAUCAACACUCAUAAGCAAGCAACAGAAUCUUCCAUCAUCAGGAACUCAAUUAUCUGAGUUUUUCUGAUAUUCUGAUUUUGCCUCAAUUAUAACCUUUAAUUGAAUAUAUUCUCUGAUGUA